GUCCUUUCGGAUCAAAAAAGAUUGCGGCCCGUUUCAGAGUCCGAUUCAUGGCGCUGGCCUUCAUCGACAACGACAAGGAGCUCACGGACACGUUCGUACGCGCCGAGAAGGUUGCGUCGACGCUCCUCUCGCGCUUGCAGUCGGACCCUGUCGCGGUGGACCCGAGCGUGUGGCCGCUGCACAACUGGGACGACGUCUUAUGGGCGCUUAAGCAGCAAGUGCUGCACGGUCCGUGCGAAGAGUACCGCGGCUCCAACGAGUACCACUCCAAGCAGUUUGCCUGCAGCAACACGUCCAAAUGGCUCGGUUGCUGUGGGCGCUUUGCCGGCGAAACCCGCUUACAAAAGUGGGAAAAGCUCGGGCGCAUGUCCAAGACGGACGCGGCCGUCAAGUACAUCCGCGUGCUCUCGGAUGUCGUGCCGACGUGGAGCAGCCCCGCGACCCCCGAUGUCGCGCUGCUCGCCGAGUGGACGCUCGACUCGUCGUCGUACGUGUGUUCCAACUGCAGCGAAGGGUUUACGCUCCUGAACCGGCGCCAUCACUGCCGGCGCUGCUCGCGGCUGGUGUGCGCGCCGUGCUCGUCGAGUCGCAUCGGCUUGCGGCUCUCUCCUGGCGUGCCCCAGCGCAAGCAACGUGUGUGCAACCAAUGCAUGGAGCAAAUCCCCGCGCCAAUCCUCAAGGUCCUCGCUACGGGACAAGAGAUUGCGCCCGACUCCAAGCUACUCCUGCUGGGACAAGUCAAUGACGUCGAGAGCACGGCCCCCAGCGAGGUCGAUGCCGAGCCAACGCAGGACAUGGCGCCAUCGCCCGCGUUGCCACCAGCGACGCCUCCAAAGAAAGCUGCCAAAGUGACGCUCAUCAAACGGGGCUACCUCGAUCGCAUGGUCGGCACGCGCUUCCACAAAGCGUGGGAGCGCUUCUUCUUUGUGCUCCUGAUUCGGAAAGGGUCUGUUGGCAUCUACCUCCACGAGGACGACGUGACGCCCGUCGAAGUGUACAAGCUCAGCGGGUACUCGAUCCGCAUCAAGAGCGAGAAGCGGCGGCCGCACCAGUUCAAGGUGAUGCACGAGUCCAAUCCUGCGCUUCGGCUCUGUGCCGAGUCUCUCCGCGAGCUCAACGCGUGGGUCGCCGCCUUUGCCCAGGCCAUUGACACCUCCGCGGCCUCCCUUGUGAUCCGCGCCCAGGACCCGCAAUAGUGAAUUCGUAAUCCAAUCCAACCGCGUCCUGUG
Molecule: messenger RNA, 1229 nt
Organism: Saprolegnia parasitica CBS 223.65
Lineage: Eukaryota; Oomycota; Saprolegniomycetes; Saprolegniales; Saprolegniaceae
Exons: 7
Coding region: 48-1196 (382 amino acids)
Molecular function (GO): metal ion binding; fatty-acyl-CoA binding
Source: RefSeq, a predicted model, not a curated record